Messenger RNA from Dictyostelium purpureum, 948 nucleotides. RefSeq lists its product as uncharacterized. Gene Ontology annotation, molecular function: transcription coregulator activity. Bases 1 to 948 code for a protein of 315 amino acids. Lineage: Eukaryota; Evosea; Eumycetozoa; Dictyosteliales; Dictyosteliaceae. The record is from RefSeq and is a predicted model, not a curated record. The transcript is spliced from 4 exons. Gene Ontology annotation, cellular component: Z disc; nucleus.
AUGUCAUUUAAUAAUAAACUACAAUAUUGCGGGGAAUGUGGAAUAAAGUGUAUAAAAAUCUAUGAACAUCCAAACGACAAGUUAAUUGGAUAUUGCAAAACUCAUUAUGAUGUUGUAGUUGGUACAUGUUCAGGGUGUCAUAAAACCAUUGGUCCAAAUGACCAGGUAUCAGUAUUAAAUUCAAAAAGAUAUCACGCUCAAUGCUUUAGCGCCAACGAUGUAAAAUGUGAUAAAUGCACAAGACCAAUUAUCAAUACAGAAUAUAAAAAUGUAAUUGGUAAAAACUAUCAUACUCAAUGCUUUACCUGCACAUUAUGUUCAAAAAAUUUAUCAAAUACAAAUUUUUCAGAAAUUGCAAAUUGUCCAUAUUGUUUAGAUUGCAAAAAAGAAAUAGAAAGUAAUCCAAAUAUUGCAAUUUCAAAACAUAAUGCAUCAAACAAAGUUGUAGUUGAUAACACAAAAACUAAAGAAUUAAAUGAUAUGAAAACAAAUCUUUAUAGCAAUAUUCAAAAAGGUAAAGAAUCAUGUACCUGGUGCAGAAAAGUAAUAUCUUUAGGUGAUGUAGUUACAUUUAACAACAAUGUUUAUCAUGAGGACUGCUUUACCUGUAACCAAUGCCAAUCAAAGAUUGGUAGAAACACAUUUACAAAUAGAGAAGGUCUUGCACUCUGUAAUGAUUGUGCCAAUAAAACAUCAAAUACUGUAUCCUGCAAUAAAUGCAAAAAGCCAAUUACCUCGACAUACACAAUGGUUAGCGGUAAUAAAUAUCAUCAAAAUUGUUUUGUUUGUUUUACAUGUUCAGGAAGUUUAGAAAAAGGUUAUAUUGAAAAAGAAGGAAAUCCAUAUUGCGGAAAAUGUGGCUCACAACCACAACAAACAAGAUCAUUCUCAACUACUCCCAAAAUAGGUGGUGCUCCAAGACCAAAUGGUUUAACUGGUAGAAAGUAA